UUAAUCAAAGCUACCGUUCCAAAGAAGGACCCCUCAAUUGACGAUUGGCAUAGAACACUACCAUAUCAGCCCCAUAUGGCGAUAUUCGAUUCAACACAGCAAUUACACGGUCGACGCAAUGCCCAGCAGCAGCCUCUUCAGAUGAAACAGCGCCGAGCAGCAAACCACUGCUCUCGACACUGCCACCCCCGCCUCCAUACAUAAGCCACGACCAGUACCAACAUGAAGUGCCAAUAGCCGCGCACUCAGUCAUGCCCCCAGGUUGUCGUCAUGAGGGUUACGAAUACCAGCAGCUGGUGAUCCACGAGGUGAUAUCACAUCCCUACAGCGACUUAUCACGACCAGCCAGCCCCGAUGACGUACCCCUUGCGCACCUCGUCGCGGCGCAAACGUACCUCGAGGACAGCGACGCGUCAUGUACAGGCGAAGCACCACCGUCGUAUGCGGUUGCUGUACGACAGAGCUACCGCGACACGCUGAUCCAGCACAUUCCGCCCGGGCAAGAGGGGUACGGCGAUGUAGAUGACGAAAGCGAGGUGGACAUGGACAUGGAGAGGCCGGACGAUGUGCGGUAUUCUGUGGAGAGGAUUGCGGCUAUGUUUGUGGUUGCGUUUGUGCUGCUGGUCGUGUCGGUCGUGCUGGGGUGGAUGGUGUUGAGUGGGGCGUUGGAGUGAUGUUGUAGUAGGUAUGAACAGGGGACAAGUAGGUUUAGAGAAGAAAGGAAAUAUUAGAGGAUAAAGGAAAGACGGGAUAAAGGGACGGGGAUGGGAUGGACAGGAACAACAACAACAACA
Messenger RNA from Bipolaris sorokiniana ND90Pr, 794 nucleotides. RefSeq lists its product as uncharacterized. The record is from RefSeq and is a predicted model, not a curated record. The coding region runs from base 252 to 674 and encodes 140 amino acids. The transcript has a single exon. NCBI's taxonomy places the organism in Eukaryota, Fungi, Ascomycota, Dothideomycetes, Pleosporales, Pleosporaceae.